This is a messenger RNA of Auanema sp. JU1783, 312 nucleotides long. The record is from the annotation of a GenBank genome assembly. NCBI's taxonomy places the organism in Eukaryota, Metazoa, Nematoda, Chromadorea, Rhabditida, Rhabditidae.
AUGUCAACCCAUACAAUCCUGCUGAUUCAACCAACUGCUAGAGCAGAUUCACGAACAUGGUCUGAUUACGAGACGACUACAGAAUGUUUAGAAGGUAUCUGCAAAAUCUAUGAAGAGUUCUUGAAAAAGCAGAAUCCUGCCUCCGCCAGCAUCACUUACGAUGUGUCGAACCUUUUUGAAUUCAUUGACAAGCUUUCGGAUCUCAGUUGUAUGGUCUUCAACAUGGACACAGCCACAUAUAUCCCACAUAACAAGGAUUGGUUGAAGGAACGCAUAUUCCACAUGCUUCGCAACCAAGUUAAAGGCAAUUAA